Messenger RNA from Macadamia integrifolia, 2474 nucleotides. Its product is annotated as receptor-like protein 56. The transcript has 3 exons. The record is from RefSeq and is a predicted model, not a curated record. Lineage: Eukaryota; Viridiplantae; Streptophyta; Magnoliopsida; Proteales; Proteaceae. Bases 1 to 2400 code for a protein of 799 amino acids. Gene Ontology annotation, molecular function: protein binding.
AUGGGAGGUGCUUCCUUUUCUUCUGAGAUUGUUAAGGCAAAAAUUUUUGUGGGUCUCUUGUUCAUCAGUUUCGGUCUUUAUGGCUGCCAAGGGUGUCUUGAGGAGGAGAGAAUUGCUCUGUUACAACUCAGGGAUUCUCUCAAUUACCCAAAUGGCUCUGCUCUUGUUGACAAGUGGGUGGGAGACGAUUGUUGUGGAUGGGAAUUUUUGAACUGCAACUUGUUUAAUUCAACAUACCGGGUGGUUAGUAUUGCAAUUCUUCUUCUAAGAAAUGUUUCAGGAGUGGAGAAAUGGUACCCAAAUGCUUCUUUAUUUACUCAUUUCACAGAGUUACAAUCUCUAUAUUUACAUGGUAAUGACAUUGGAGGUUGGAUUAUGCCAGAAGCAUUAUGUGAACUACAGAAUCUCAAAGAGUUGUCUCUACUUGGGAAUAGUCUGGAUGAUGCAAGCCUUCCAAAGUGUCUAACAAGUAGUCUUCCACUUUUGGAAGUUUUUUCCUUACGGGGCAAUUCUAUCAGCCUAUCACCUCCUCUCUUCUCAGGGCUUUGUAAACUGAGGAAGCUACGAUCCCUAGAUCUUAGCAUGAAUUUGAUAGGCAACAUCCCUUGGCCAUGUUUAAGCGAAUUGAAUUCUUUGCAGAGCCUUGAUCUUUCUCAAAACCAAAUAUCAGGCACCAUUCCUCAUUCAAUUUCUAACCUAACUUCUCUUAUCAAGCUUGAUCUUUCAAGUAAUAAGUUUGAUGGAGUGGUGUUUUUCUCUUUAUUUGCUAAUCUUUCAAAACUUGAAAAGAUUAAUCUUUCAAACAAUAAAGAGUUAGAAGUUGAAACUGAGUUCCCAACUUAUUGGGUUCCAUCUUUCCAAUUAAAAUCCUUAAACUUAGGAAAUUGUAAACUCAACAAGCGUGCCCGUAGGAACAUUCCUCACUUCAUUUCUACCCAAUUUAGCCUAUUUUAUCUAUCUUUGUCUUAUACCUCUCUUCAAGGAACAAUUCCAUCUUGGUUGUUUUAUAAUGCUAGUCCAUAUCUCUACUCAUUGAUCUUGAGCGGAAACUAUUUACAUGGACCAUUUCCCCUCCCUUCAAAUAAUGAAACAUCAUCGAUCAGAUAUCUUGACAUCUCUGACAAUAGUAUUGAAGGCCAACUUCCUACAAACAUCGAUGGGCUUUUCCCAAAUUCGUUUUUCUUUAACAUGUCUAAAAACAAACUUGGAGGCUCCAUACCUCCCUCAUUUGGCAAUUUAGACCUAACGAUGUUAGAGUUAUCGAAUAAUUACUUUGUAGGUGAAGUACCUCAUAUAUUAACUCAAAAUAGUACUUCCUUGACACAUUUGUUCUUAUCAAAUAACCAUUUACAUGCAAUGGCUAGAGUUUCCAAUAUGACAAGUCUACGAUUCUUAACUCUUGAUGGCAAUCUCUUCUCAAGACCCUUCCCAAUCACUCCAUCAAGUGUUCCCUCACUUCAGCUUCUAGACAUAAGUAGGAACUCCAUAUCUGGCAAUAUCCAAGAUUGGUUGCCAAUUUUCCCAAAAUUGGUCUCACUCCUUGUGAGAGAAAACCAUUUUUUUGGUUUCCUUCCAACGUCAUUGUGUCAGAUGCAACAAUUGAGUUUUUUGGAUCUUUCAAAUAACCAUCUAUCUGGAAACAUACCUUCUUGCUUCAACAACAUAACCUCAUGGCUGGAAGAAACAGAUAAAGCUUCGAUGUUUGAAGGUGCAUGGGUGUUAAAUGAUGAGUUAAUUUCCUUCAAACUAAAUUUUGCCACAAAGGGAAAUAUGUACUCUUAUAAGGGUGUUCCUCUUCACUUAAUGACAGGGAUUGAUUUAUCUCUAAACCAAUUUUCUGGUGAUAUUCCAUCUCAAAUGGGAGAGUUAAGAGCCCUUCAUUCAUUAAACCUUUCUUACAAUUCUCUGGUGGGCUAUUUGCCAGAAUCCUUUCAAGGGUUGGAAAAGUUGGAAAGUUUGGAUCUCUCUCAUAACAAGUUGGUGGGAAUGAUCCCUGCUCAAAUGAUUCAACUCUAUUCACUUUCUGUUUUCACUGUGGCCUUCAAUCAACUCUCUGGGAAGAUCCCAUACGAGAAGAAUUUUGCUACUUUCUCCAAGAAUAGCUACAUUGGUAAUCCGGGACUUUGUGGACCUCCAACUGAAGUCAAUUGUUCAUCACCUCAACCACCCCACGAUGAAUACAAGGAAGGAGAUGUUGAUGAACAAAGUCUCAUUGACAAUGAUUUAUUUUUCUAUUCAUAUGUGGCUAUUUCUUACAUGUUGGGAUUCUGGAUUGUUGUUGCUCCUCUUCUUCUUAGCAGAAAUUGGCGUAGAAAGUACUACAGAGUUGUGGAUGGAUGCAUUGAGUGGUGCAGUGACAGGUUCUUCUGGUUCUUGUUUUACAUAAAAAAUCGGUGGUAGUUACCACUCAAUUAAAGCAAUAUGGGAAUUCUACAGUGUAAUAAUGACAUGAAUGAAUAUGUAUUUUUUUUUUA